AUGUAUAAAUAUGAAAGAAAGGGCGUUGUUAGCGUAACCCUAGACUGGUUCUGGGCUAUAAAGCACAUGGAAACAAAAAAUCAAAACCUAAAAUUAGUGUGUAUGAAAGUAAGUGUAUACAAAUAUCUUACCGCUGUCUUGAAUUCCCGACACAACCCUAACCAAUUACAACAUGAUGGCACGAUCCCUGAUAGGUUCACCCUUGUCAUUCAAGUUGGAAGUACUGUGAGACUAAGCAAAGAUAUCUCGGGGGAGGUCACCAUCCUGAUUAUCAUGAGAGAUAUCACCGAACUACCAUUUGAUAGAGCGUUGGGUUGGGUUGAAUUGGAUUGCAUUUAUCUUUUGACAAAUUCUGUGAUACACAAAAAGCUUAUGAGCACAGACAGAUUAUUGAGUGUAAAGCCAUUUUACUACUGCUACUACUACCGAUAA
Messenger RNA from Phycomyces blakesleeanus NRRL 1555(-), 432 nucleotides. RefSeq lists its product as hypothetical. NCBI's taxonomy places the organism in Eukaryota, Fungi, Mucoromycota, Mucoromycetes, Mucorales, Phycomycetaceae. The coding region runs from base 1 to 432 and encodes 143 amino acids. The record is from RefSeq and is a predicted model, not a curated record. The transcript is spliced from 4 exons.